Molecule: messenger RNA, 1272 nt
Organism: Elaeis guineensis (African oil palm)
Lineage: Eukaryota; Viridiplantae; Streptophyta; Magnoliopsida; Arecales; Arecaceae
Product: stem-specific protein TSJT1
Source: RefSeq, a predicted model, not a curated record
AAGCUUGAUGUCCAUCUUUGAAGCUGCUUUCUUGUGUCAUUCCUCUUUAUAUUUUGAGAGAAGGUGUCAUUAAUUCCCCCUUGUUCCCCUCCUCUCAAAGCAAAGAUGCUUGCCAUCUUCAGUGGUGCGGUCGUAAGGGCUCCCGAAGAGCUCGUCCAAGCCGGCAACCGCACCCCCACACCGAAGAAGUCGGCGAACAGACUUUUCGACACCUUCGUCCGAAAAUUCUCUUCUUCUGUUGCCAUUAACAUCGACCCACUCGCGCGAAUUUCCUACACCCAUGAAACCGAGUCCUUGAUGAAACCAAGGUCGUUUGCUGUGAAGGAUGAUAUCUUUUGCACGUUUGAGGGGGCUUUGGAGAAUCUUGCGAGCCUAAAGCAACAAUAUGGGCUUGGAAAGCAUACAAACGAGGUAGUUUUGGCUAUGGAGGCAUAUCGAGCUCUGAGGGACCGAGCUCCUUAUUCGACUAACCACAUGCUCUCACACCUUGUUGGCAAGUUUGCCUUCAUCAUCUUCGACAGGUCUACGUCCAGCGUUUUCAUAGCAUCGGACCAAGAUGGGAAGAUUCCCUUGUUUUUAGGGAUAACGGCUGAUGGAUGUCUAGCUUUCUCCAACGAUGCUGAGAUACUUAGAGAUGCAUGUGGGAAAUCAUUGGCAUCAUUUCCUCCAGGGUGCUUUUUCUCGACAAAUACCGGUCUUCGAAGCUAUGAGCAUCCAAAGAACAAGGUCACUGCAGAAAUGGCAGCGGAGGAGGAGAUUUGUGGUGCAACUUUCAAGAUUGAGAGACCAAACUUGCAAGCAACAGCUGAAUAGGAUGUUCUGCAUUGACCGUUGGAACACCAGUUAAUAAUGCGUACAGGUCGUAAGAAAUAAUAGCAUUAGUCAUGGAUCACCAGCUAGGUUGGGUUGAUGGUGAUCAUAUUGGAAGAGCGUUUCAUGUGAAAAAUUUUGAUACAUGUAUUGGUCUCUUCUGAAACAUUCUUCCUUCCCAUCACGGGAAACCUUGGUUUUGCCAUGACCACACCCGCCCUCCUGCACUGAAUUUUCUUAUCUCCAUCUUAUCCUUUCGUCCUUUCGACUUGUUAGCUUAUGUCCUCCUGCCCUGGGGUAAUGGCACGACAACUACCAUGAUGUAGACAAGAGGUACUCGCUAGCUUUACCACGUCACCAAAGUUGUAAACUUCACCAUCUUGAAUAAUAUGGCUUAACCUGAUAUGUAAAAUGGCUAUUGUGGAUGAUGCAUCUUGGCCAUUCACCGUAUCAGUUUCUUUU